This is a messenger RNA of Bactrocera neohumeralis, 2251 nucleotides long. It is a transcript of the gene ScsbetaA, whose product is annotated as succinate--CoA ligase [ADP-forming] subunit beta, mitochondrial. The coding region runs from base 151 to 1500 and encodes 449 amino acids. Gene Ontology annotation, biological process: succinyl-CoA metabolic process; tricarboxylic acid cycle. NCBI's taxonomy places the organism in Eukaryota, Metazoa, Arthropoda, Insecta, Diptera, Tephritidae. Gene Ontology annotation, cellular component: succinate-CoA ligase complex; mitochondrion. The record is from RefSeq and is a predicted model, not a curated record. Gene Ontology annotation, molecular function: metal ion binding; ATP binding; succinate-CoA ligase (ADP-forming) activity. The transcript has 7 exons.
UCUACAGUCGAGUCACUCGUUUUUCUCACAUAUUUGCUGUCGACAAUUUUUGGUGGUUGGAAUAAUAUAGAUUUUUUCAUAUAUUUUCCGAAUAAUUUACAACCGCUAUAUAAUAUAUUAAUUUUUUAAUUACAACCGCACUAGUUAAAUAUGGCUGCUUUAUUGUCUCGGACGGGUAUUUUGAAUGAAAUCGUAAACCCAAAGGUUGGGCAAAAGAUUCUUGCGCUUGCCACCAGUGGAAGUCUGCAGAAAAGGAACCUUAAUGUUCAAGAACAUGUUUCAUACACUUUACUUAAUGAAGCCGGUAUCCCAACUCCAAAGUUUGGCGUAGCGAAGUCUGGUCAAGAAGCCAAAGAAAUUGCCCAAAAACUCGAUACGAAUAAUCUUGUGUUGAAAGCGCAAGUUUUAGCUGGUGGACGUGGAAAAGGUCAUUUUAAGAAUGGCUUAAAGGGUGGUGUACGCGUUGUAAAUACACCUACCGAAGCUCAAGAAAUUGGCAGCAAGAUGGUAAAUCAACUUUUAGUAACCAAGCAAACUGGCGCUGCUGGCCGCAUAUGUAAUUCUGUUAUGGUUGCGGAGCGAAAAUUCCCACGCCGCGAAUUCUAUUUUGCCGUUAUGAUGGAGCGAGCCUUUAAUGGUCCAGUUAUCAUUGCUUCGUCUCAAGGUGGUGUUAAUAUUGAGGAAGUAGCUGCCGAAAACCCUGAUGCUAUUGUUUAUGAACCAAUUGAUAUUAAAGUUGGACUGACACCUGAUCAAGCAGCUAAAGUGGUGAAUUCUGUUGGUUUGGGCGAAUUCCAAGAGGAAACCGUAAAAAUGCUAAUGAACAUGUAUCAGCUGUUCGUAAAGAAGGACGCUUUACUCAUUGAAAUUAAUCCAUAUGCAGAGGAUGCUCUCGAAGGCUUCUUCGCAUUGGAUGCUAAAUUCCGUUUUGAUGAUAAUGCAGAAUUUCGUCAGAAGGAAUUGUUUGCAUUGCGUGACUGGACUCAAGAAGACCCCAAAGAAGUGGAGGCAGCUAAAUUCGAUCUGAACUACAUUGCUUUAGACGGCACUAUCGGCUGCAUGGUGAACGGCGCUGGUUUAGCCAUGGCCACCAUGGAUAUUAUUAAACUCUACGGCGGAGAUCCAGCUAAUUUCCUUGAUGUCGGUGGCGGCGCAACCGCACAAGCUGUGAAGGAAGCCUUCAAGAUUAUUACUGCCGACCCGAAAGUUCACUGUAUUCUAGUAAACAUUUUCGGUGGUAUUAUGCGUUGUGAUGUUAUCGCCGAGGGCAUUAUUGCAGCUGCCAAAGAUUUGAACAUGAAAAUGCCUAUUGUAGUUAGACUGCAGGGCACAAAUGUGAACGAGGCACGAGAAUUGAUUCGUCAAUCCGGUUUGAGGAUUAUUCCCCGUCACGAUUUGGACGAAGCUGCCAAUUUAUCUGUGCAUUUGGCUCAAAUUGUCCAUUUAGCGCGAGAAAUGAACAUGGAUGUUAGCUUCGAGAUCCCAGACAGUGUGAAGUAGAUAUUCCAGAUUCUCGAAUUAAAAGUAGUUCAACAUUAGCAACACAUACACGUCGAAAACAAAACAACAUAAUUAUAUACGAAGUAUAAAAAACACCAGACGAUCUGAAAUUAAGAUUGGCCUUUUAGGAUUUGCAAAAAUUGUUAAAUGAUUUUAAGUAAAAGGUUGCAAAUAUUUUAAAUGUACAAUAUUUGUUAUUAAAGUUGAAAUUUUACCUAAUUGUGGCGCAAUUUUUGCAAAUUAUUAUGUUAACCGCUUUUCUUAUAAUUUCUUUUAUCUUUUAUUCUCAUUCGUGCGUAGUUGUAGUGGCCACUAAGCAACUUCUAGUAUAUUUGUGUUAAAAUCUCUAUUUUAUAUUAUUAUUUUUUAUUUCUUCUAAUUUUAAAAUAAUUUAUUGUAACUACACAUAGAUAAAAGCACAUUGUUGAACAAUUAAAUUGUAUGAAAAACAGCUGUUUUAAACAGAAAUCUUUACACUAUUUUUUUCACCAAAAAUUAACCUGUUAAUAGAAUCAAACUAAUUAUAUAUUCCAAUUCAAAAUUAGCAAAAAGCCUGGCCCAAAAAGUGGUAGUGAUGGAGGUGGCAGUCCCAUUUGCAAACCCAAGAAAAAAGUCACUUGUGACAAAAAACCGAAAUGAAUUAAGUAAUUUCUACGGAAUAUUCGUUUAUUUUUUCAAAAUUUUAUGUAUUCGUUUGCACAUUAUACGAAAAGCAAUUUAUUAAACAAGUUUUCGGCUCCAUAAAAACGAA